Sphaeramia orbicularis (orbiculate cardinalfish) is the source of this 2861-nucleotide messenger RNA. It is a transcript of the gene rab27b, whose product is annotated as RAB27B, member RAS oncogene family. Gene Ontology annotation, molecular function: GTP binding; GTPase activity. The transcript has 5 exons. Bases 1684 to 2340 code for a protein of 218 amino acids. Lineage: Eukaryota; Metazoa; Chordata; Actinopteri; Kurtiformes; Apogonidae. The record is from RefSeq and is a predicted model, not a curated record.
UACCUGAAGUUGAUAAUCUGAAAAACACAUAAAUAAGAUCAAUCAGAAACAAUUAUUAUGUCAGCCUAUAGGAACAUGACAGUAUUAUGAACCUGGGUUUGAUGACACUGUUGUGCAUUAUACUUGAAGAGACAUCACAAUACAUAAAGAGUUAAUCACCAGCUACAAAUUAACCAUACCGUAUCAAACACAGGAAAAUAAUGACUGUAGCAUGUGUUAAAAGAUGUAGAUGCAACAGACACAAAAAUCUUAAGUAAAUGAAACUUGGAGCUUGACUAAGUUGUCUUUACUUUAAAGUUAUUGUGAUGUUUUAUCGACAGUACCUCUCUAUGUCUGUGCUAAUAUCAAGUCUAAAAGGGUUUAAAUUGUAGAUGUUGAACUUUCACCUGAAGUUACCUGUAAUAUAAAAUCCCUUGUAAAUAAAUAUUCACAGAUGCAAUUAGAUCAUGACAUUAUUAACUAAAGAAGGAAGGAGUAAAUCUUAAACUCAAGGUUUCUUUGUUUACUCCUAGAAGUAGGAUUAUUCUGUUGAGCCUCUAGAAAUUAGGUCUGUGGGUUGUUUUCCACUGAAAUCCACAGAGGUAUACAUUAUUCGCUGAUGAAGCAUUGUAACUCAAGUGAAAUCCCAGAAAAACACCAGGUCUAUGCACACAGCCCUGCUUGGCUCUUGUUGGUGCGAAACUCCUCCCUGGAUCACAUGUGAAAAGGGGAAAGGUUGUCAAUAUACUACAUGCCAUUCAAUCACGAUACUGGUUAUUUAAUUGAAUCAGGAGUAAUACAACACCUUCUGAAUGGACGUUGGCUCCUUUUGCAGACAGAGUGGUAAGAUAAUGUCCUUUUAUAUUAGAAGUUCAGAGGAGCCGUAAUAUGUUUGCAGAGUAAAAUGUUUAGCUGUCUUGCUUUGAUUUGGUUUAAAGGUUGAUGUUAUUUGAUGCGAAGACACUAAAAAGCCUGGAUUUCCUCAUGUUAAUGAAUUUGUCCGAUAAACCUUGACUGCAUGAUUAGAUUUCUAAUCAUGCAUGGGAAAUCACUCCAGAUUUUAUGGUUGCAUCCCAUGCCCUGCUAUUACUGAAUUUGAGUCUUAUGAUCGUCCCUUUUUCUGAAUGCUAAAACAUCCAGAAAAUUUGCCAGCAAGUUGAAUAUUGAGUAUAUACUAAGCCAAUUGUGUUUCUGAGGAUAUUUGGAGACUGCUAACUAUCGCUUACAUAAGAAAAUCUGAUUUUCCACACUGCCUGGUUCAAACUGUAAGAGUAACCGAAACAGUGCAGUGACCUGAGUGGCGUCAUGCAGUGUUAACUUGCUUGCCCAUAGCCCUUUAAGUCAAUAAAAGGAGUUCUGUCUGCCAAACAAGCUGUGUUUUUCGCUCAGCAAGUCAGAGGAAAGUCUGGGGAGGCAUUUGACUGCUCAUGUGGAAGCCAGCUUAAGUCAUGUGCUAGUCGCUCUCUGAUCAGCGCCUAAUGAGUGGAGAGUUAUGACGUCCACCUAAGUCUGUGUGAAGUCCCUGCACCCUCUGAGUGAGAACUGUAGUUUAGAUGGAACUGUUUCACCUUUCUUUUCAGGUUUAUUCUCCUUUUAAGUACUUUCUGAAGGGAGUACUUUAAAACUUCCAAGCUUUUAUACAACUCAAACCAGCACUGGACUGUACUGUGAGUAUAAGUGGCAGGUGGAGCACCCGGCUACACAAUGGCUGAUUGGGACUAUGACUAUCUGAUCAAGCUGCUGGCCCUAGGGGACUCAGGGGUGGGCAAGACCACCUUCCUCUACAGGUACACCGAUAACAAGUUCAACAGAAAGUUCACAACGACUGUGGGUAUCGACUUCAGGGAAAAGAGAGUGACAUACACAGGGACAGGUGCUGAUGGGACCCGUGAGAGGAACUUUAAAGUCCAUCUUCAGCUUUGGGACACUGCAGGACAGGAGAGGUUUCGUAGUCUCACUACAGCUUUCUUCAGAGACGCCAUGGGCUUUCUACUGAUGUUUGACUUAACCAACCAGCAAAGCUUCCUCAAUGUCAGGAACUGGAUGAGUCAGCUCCAGGCCAAUGCAUACUGUGAUAACCCAGAUGUUGUGCUGGUGGGAACCAAAGCCGACCUCAAUGACACCAGGAAUGUUCACACCAGGCAGGCUAAAGAUCUGGCAGACAGAUACGGCGUCCCCUACUUUGAGACAAGUGCAGUGACGGGUGUUAAUGUCGACAGUGCAGUGACAACCCUUCUGGACUUAGUGAUGAGGAGAAUGGAGCAGAGCACGUAUGGUGGGCACAGCCCUGAAGCCAAUGGCAGCCUUGCAGCCAGCCACGAGGUGGAAGAGGCGCCUGUCAGGAGGAGAUGUAUCUGCUGAUGUUAUCACCAGCAGUUACAGCUAUCUGCAUUUUUUAAAGAUGCUACUGUUUCCUACAGUGCUAAGUGAGUCAGUGGUAGUCAAAGAUAAACAAUUAUUUGAGAUUAGCAAAAUUUGGAUACACUCUUGAGAGAAAUAGCACUUUGGAAAUGUGAUCCGUUUUACAUGGAUCUAAAGCAUCCCUGUCCAUACAGUUUCUUGCUGGUAUUAGCUGUCAGUAAUGCUUAUAUAAACAACCUGUGUAUUGUCGAGGUGAGGAGGAUAAAGAGCAGUAUGAGCUUUAUAAGGAAUGUAUAUACUAACUUAAAAAAAGGUAUUAGUGUAAAUAUCUGGCAUGAUUUCUUGACAGAAUGUACUUGUGAUGGAAUAAAAAAGAAUCAGUUUCAAAUAAGUCACAUCAGAGAAAAAUACUAGUUUUAUUUGACACAUUGAGGCAUUGAUGGAAGGAAUAUGCAGGCACGUAACGUAUAUUUAUGAUGGAGUCUAAUCAAACUAUAUAUAUAUAUAUGUAUAUAUAUGUA